CAGAAAAACUGAUGAAUGCAAACUAGAAUUUAUUAAAAAUACAAAGACACAAAGUGAAGUUGAUAGCACUGAUACUGAAGUUUUGUUUGGCUCCAUGUGAGAAAGAAAGGGCUUUCCUGUCCAUCCCUCAUCCACUUUUGACUGUUUCAGUCUGUACGUCCCAUAACAGUGUAAGGGACCACAAUCAUAAGGAUAAGGGCACUUUAAAACAAAAAAAAUUAAUUCAGAGGCCAAAAGACAUUUAUACAUUUUCUAAGAAUAUUGCAGGUCUGAUGAGGAGUAAACUCAAGUUCAUACUUGUUCUGUUAGGUUAUGAAGUUCAGCUGGAGAGCCUUGAUCAGCAAAGUAAGGGGGGCAGACUAUUUAGACCAGCCUCCUACUACUGCACCAGAUGUCCCUGGGAGAGCCAGAGCAGCUGCUUUAGGUAGAACACAGUGAGCAUUUUUGUUGCCGGCAUGGCCAGGUGGAGAGUUUGGAGCAGUCCAGUGUUACUGCCAUGGACCUGGAGAGAAGAGCUGAGCAUAGGUGUGCGCUGCAGCAGUAGUAUGCCGGUGGUCAGGCAGGCAUACGCAGAAAGCAGCAGCAUCGUCAGGCCUUUCAGUGAGAUCCCUGGGCUGUGGAAAAAUGGUGUGGCUAACUUGUACAAUUUCUGGAAACUGGAUGGCUUCAGGAACCUUCACCGCAUCAUGGUACAGAACUUCAACACUUUUGGACCCAUUUACAGAGAGAAAAUAGGUUAUUAUGAGAGUGUGAACAUCAUCAGUCCUGAGGAUGCUGCUAUCCUGUUCAAAGCAGAGGGCCAUUAUCCUAAAAGGCUGAAAGUUGAAGCCUGGACGUCAUACAGAGACUACAGGAAUCGCAAAUAUGGAGUUUUACUAAAGAAUGGUGAAGACUGGCGAUCAAACCGGGUUAUUCUCAACAAGGAGGUUAUUACACCUAAGGUGCUGGAAAACUUUGUGCCUUUGCUGGAAGAGGUGGGCCUUGAUUUUGUGGCCAGAGUUCACAAAAAGAUAAAGCGAAGUGGCCAGAACAAAUGGACCACUGACUUCUCUCAGGAACUCUUUAAAUAUGCACUAGAAUCUGUGAGCUCAGUGCUUUAUGGGGAGCGUCUGGGUUUGAUGCUGGACUACAUUGACCCUGAAGCUCAACAUUUCAUCGACUGCAUCACCCUGAUGUUCAAAACUACCUCACCCAUGCUGUACAUACCUCCAGAUCUGCUGAGGCGGAUUGGAGCAAAGGUGUGGCGAGACCAUGUGGAGGCCUGGGACGGCAUCUUCAACCAAGCUGACCGCUGCAUCCACAACAUCUACAGGCAGUUACGCCAAGAAACAGGCCCUCUGAAGAAAUACCCUGGAGUCUUGGCUAGCCUGCUCCUGCUGGACAAGUUGUCCAUCGAAGACAUCAAGGCCAGCGUCACUGAGUUAAUGGCUGGAGGAGUAGAUACAACCUCUAUAACACUGCUGUGGACACUGUAUGAACUGGCCAAACACCCUAACCUCCAGGAGGAGCUGAGAGCGGAGGUGGCCGCUGCCCGAGCUGAAAGCCAGGGGAACAUGGUGGAGAUGCUGAAGCGGAUUCCCUUGGUCAAAGGAGCCCUGAAGGAAACACUAAGGUUGCAUCCUGUUGCAGUCAGUUUGCAAAGAUACAUCGCAGAGGAUAUCAUCAUUCAAAACUACCACAUACCAUCAGGGACUCUGGUCCAGUUAGGACUGUAUGCGAUGGGCAGAGACCCCAAAGUGUUUUUCCGUCCAGAGCAGUAUCAGCCCUCCCGAUGGCUCAGAACAGAGACCCAGUACUUCAAGAGCCUGGGCUUCGGCUUUGGUCCACGUCAGUGUUUAGGACGCAGGAUAGCUGAGACUGAGAUGCAAAUCUUCCUCAUCCAUAUGCUUGAGAACUUCAAAGUGGAGAAACAGCGACAUGUGGAAGCACAGAGUACUUUUGAGCUCAUUCUAAUACCUGAUAAGCCUUUAAUAUUAACUCUGAAGCCUUUACAAAGUGGUCAACAAGUUUGAGAGACAAUGUUGGCGCAUAGUUAUAUAGUCACACUCUUCUAUAGCCCCUAUUCCCUGUGAAAGGGUUUAACAAGCACCAACAAAAUGUUUUAUCUUCCAAACAUGUUGUUGAAGAGCAAGAGAAACUCCUUAGGAAACCAGAAGCUAAAAAACACAGUACCUCAGUAUUCAAUAACCAGAAAACAAUGUAAUUAUAUGUACUGUACAUUAGUCAGCAGUGGGUAGUCGGUGUACACAAAAUAUUGGAAAUGUAAUGUACAGAACAUUUGGUACAUCUUAUUCAUUAGUGUUGCAUAAAACUGUACAAGUAAUACCAAAUAUAGCUUGUAACAUGUAACUUUAUUAUAUGUAUAUUAAUAUGUAAACAUAUUUAUUCUGUAAAGUGUCUUCAAUGUCACAUUAAAAUAAAGACAAGUGCCAGUGUGUUUGGUAUUCCUUAACAGUGUAAGGAAAUACUAACCUACAGAAAACUGGACAAAAUGAUCAUACAGUCACGGAAUAAAUUAUUAGACCAUCAAAAGUCAUCAAAAACAAUGGUUAUGCAAUCAAGUACUAACUCCUGUAUGUAUCAUGUGAUUAAAACAGACAGAAAAGA
This is a messenger RNA of Sphaeramia orbicularis (orbiculate cardinalfish), 2607 nucleotides long. RefSeq names its product cholesterol side-chain cleavage enzyme, mitochondrial. Gene Ontology annotation, cellular component: mitochondrial inner membrane. The record is from RefSeq and is a predicted model, not a curated record. Gene Ontology annotation, biological process: cortisol metabolic process; cholesterol metabolic process; glucocorticoid biosynthetic process. Lineage: Eukaryota; Metazoa; Chordata; Actinopteri; Kurtiformes; Apogonidae. Bases 456 to 2012 code for a protein of 518 amino acids. The transcript has 9 exons. Gene Ontology annotation, molecular function: monooxygenase activity; iron ion binding; oxidoreductase activity, acting on paired donors, with incorporation or reduction of molecular oxygen.